Alternaria rosae is the source of this 1761-nucleotide messenger RNA. Its product is annotated as Sucrase/ferredoxin-like-domain-containing protein. Bases 192 to 1415 code for a protein of 407 amino acids. Lineage: Eukaryota; Fungi; Ascomycota; Dothideomycetes; Pleosporales; Pleosporaceae. The transcript has 2 exons. The record is from RefSeq and is a predicted model, not a curated record.
CCGUGAAAACGAUCUGUAAGAGCUCGAUACCGGUGUUAUUCAAUCAUUACUGUUCGGUAGGCAACAACGGCCGUGAACGGGCGUGACAGACAUCAUCCAGGUACCAACCACUCCGUAAGCGUCGGCGUCAUUGCGCGCCCACAUUCCGCGGCUUGGCGAUCUAAUCGCCGCAUCUGAUAUAAAGAUACGCAAUGGCACCUUCCAAGACGUCCCACAGGCCGAUAAACGCCUACCGAGUCCCUGCCAUGUUGCGAAACCUCUCCUACAAGCUGACCUCAGCCCUCUCGUCAUCAGAAGUUCCCACGUUGCCAAAGGACAGCGACGAAUUCACCAAAGCGAAGAAGACGGAGGAGUUGUUCCCGACCACCGACCCCGCGGUAGAUGGCGACGAUUGCCUGCACGACUGUGCCAGUUGCAGUGUCAAGUACCCGCGCAAGUUUGAGAUUGAUGAGACGGAAGAGCUGUAUGGGCACGUGAAGGGAUGGAGUACCCAUUUGAUUGUUGCGACGGGCAAGACGGAUUGGGUGCGCGAUGUUGCGGACGAGAAGGGCAGUAUUAUGGAGGCGGUUGACAAGGGCGAUGCAAAGCCUAGCAAUGGGAAACUCAUGUUAUCCGCCUCUAAUAUACCCGUCCCAGACCACUCCGAUCACAGUUCUAUGGUACUAUUGCUACCGUCGUGGCAGUUCAUAGACAAUGUCACGCCUGCGAACAUCCCCGAACUUAUUACCGACUAUAUCAACCCCGGUCCUACGAAUAAUACCCCGUUGCGCUCACGGAAAACUGCCGCGCUACCACCUCCAGAAAAACCGGAAGAGACUUCUUCCGCCGACACCGACGCGCCCUCCUCGAUACCCCCGUCGAUACCCGCUCCCCAACUCAAAGCCCGACCAUGUCCACACAAAUACCUCAUCCUAAUGUGCAGUCAAAAGACACGAGACGCACGUUGUGGCCAGUCCGCUCCUCUUCUACGGAAAGAGUUCGAGCGACUGCUCCGUCCAUUGGGACUGUACCGCGAUUUACACGACGAGCGACCGGGCGGUGUAGGAAUAUACUUUAUAAGUCAUGUGGGAGGACAUAAGUUCUCAGCAAACGUCAUGGUCUACCGACACUCUUCAGUCGUUACACGGCCCGAGAGCAAGAAUGGCACUGCCAAUGGACAUACCAAUGGCGCGGAACAGCGGCUCGCGGAGCUGAAGCUUGAAGAUGAUAAUGGGCAGGAGGUUCUUUUAGAUGCUAAUAAGGAGCAAGAGGCAGAGGGUAAUGGCGAGGCUGCGCAAUGUAUAUGGUUGGCGCGAGUGAAGCCUGAGGAUUGUGAGAAUAUUAUCAAGUACACGGUGCUGCAGGGCAAGGUGGUGAAGCCGGAAAGGCAGUUACGGGGUGGAUUUGAUCGGUGCAAACAGCUAGCUAGUUGGUAAUCGACUGUGAAGCACUGCCGUAUCCUCCAGCUCCGGGGCCGUCUGAUUCGCAGGCAAUUCAUGUGGUGUCUCUUCUACUUCCUCUGAUGUAGUCCCACAACCUUCGUCGUUUGCACUUGCUGACUUUGCGCUCUCCUUGCUACUUGGAUGUCUCCGGCGAACCCAAUACAUCGCGACGAGGACGAUACCAAUGAUUGUCAAGCAGCCCAAAACGCCGCUUAUUAUCGCACCGAUCUUGAGGGAGUUUACUUCGGGUUCGUUGAUCGAAGAUGAUGAUCUGUUAUCGAAAGGCACAGAGAUAAUAGAGGCCGGGGUCGCGCUGGUCUGUUGAGGCCGUGAAGGUGUA